Molecule: messenger RNA, 1411 nt
Organism: Thamnophis sirtalis
Lineage: Eukaryota; Metazoa; Chordata; Lepidosauria; Squamata; Natricidae
Gene: AQP9
Product: aquaporin 9
Biological process (GO): water transport; glycerol transmembrane transport
Cellular component (GO): plasma membrane; basolateral plasma membrane
Molecular function (GO): water channel activity; glycerol channel activity; urea transmembrane transporter activity
Source: RefSeq, a predicted model, not a curated record
CCUUCUUCCCCUGCAGAUUUCAGCUAUCAGUUGGUGUCUGUGUGUGUGUGUGUGUGUGUGUGUGUGACUUGUGCAAUCAGCAGCUGGCUGGCUUCUCCUGGCAGCAAGUGAGGGGCUGCCCGGCCUUAUCUCUGGACUGUUAUAAAUAGCCUGGCGCAUGCCAAGCGGGCAGCACAGGAUGGGGUCUCUCGAGCAGUGAUCUGGGAAGGCAAAGGGAGGCCCAGAAACCCCCAGGCUGGUUGGGGCGUGGAUAGAACCAUUGGAGGAAGGAGCCAAAGUUCAAAAAAAAAAAGAACCGAGCGGGACGGACAUUUGACUGCCUGUUUCCCAAGUUGGAAGAACAGACGCCAGGAUGACACAGAAGGCAGGAAAGAGCCUGAAGGAAAAAGUGGCCCUCAGGAACCGUCUGCUGAAGGAAGCGCUGGCAGAACUCCUGGGGACCUUCAUCCUGAUUGCGCUGGGCUGCAGCUGCGUGGCACAAACCGUCCUGAGCAGGGGGGUCCUGGGAGGAGCACUGACGAUCUCCGUUGGCUUCGCCAUGGCCGUCACCCUGGCCAUCUACGUGGCCGGAGGCGUCUCUGGUGGUCACAUCAAUCCAGCCGUCUCCUUCGCCAUGUGCCUGACUGGGAAGAUGAAGUGGGUCAAAUUCCCCAUUUAUGUCCUGGCACAGUUUCUGGGUGCCUUUCUUGGAGCUGCUGUGGUCUUUGGCAUCAACUAUGACGCUCUCAUCUUCUACACGGAUGGCAACUUCACUGUCGGAGGGGCCAACCCCACAGCACACAUUUUUGCGACUUAUCCUCAGGAAUAUUUGUCCCUGACCAACGGCUUCGCAGAUCAGAUGCUGUCCACGGCCUUUCUUAUCCUGGGGGUCUUUGCCAUCUUUGACACGGACAACUUGGGGGUCCCGAAGGGGCUGGAGCCCAUUGCCGUCGGCCUCCUCAUCAUACUGCUGACCUGUUCCAUGGGCCUGAACAGCGGCUGCGCCAUGAACCCCGCCCGAGAUCUGAGCCCCCGCCUCUUCACCUACCUGCUGGGCUGGGGGCCUGAAGUCUUCACAGCCGGCAAUAGCUGGUGGUGGGUUCCCAUCGCCGGCCCCAUGGUGGGGGCAGCCCUGGGAGCUGCCACCUACAUGCUCUUCAUCGGGGUCCACCACUUCCCUCCCUCCCCCUGCCAGAAGACGGACGCCCUCCACGAACACGAACUGACCCACCUGGAGGAGGGGAAGUAGGGCCCAACGAAGCUCCCAGUCCGUCCCCCCCAGGACCACAAGAAACGCCCUCCCAGAAGACAGGUGGCAGGAGGCCACCCUCAGGAAAGCUACUUUCCAAUCAGAAAACGAUUCAUUGACAUCCUGCAGACCUCUGCUCCACCUUCCCCCCCUCAAGUCUUGAACCUCCCCCCCCCUGCAAAC